AUGGACAAGAAAUUAUUCGCGCUUGUUCAAUGGAUCGGCGGAGAAUAUCGCGAUACUUAUACGCCUGGUGUGCCAGUGGAAUGGAUUUUUGACUUCGAUCCGAAAAAAUUCGAGACGGAAGAUGACGAAUCGUAUGUGAUUGAAUGGCGAGAUGGUAAACAACCAAAAAAAGGUUGGAAAUGUUAUGAUGCUAAGGUUCUGCAAUUAUCUAAUAAUAUCAAGUCACUUAAAAAUCAGAUCGCAAUUUUGGAAGGUGAAAUCUCUCCCCUUCGGCCAGUGAAAAUGCUGAAAUCAUUAAAACAAGAUAUAAAAAAUAAAAAAUUGAUCAAAUCAAGUUCAUCAAAGAAGAGAAAUUUGGAAUCAGAGUUUGACGAGCCACCGUCAGUUUCCGGUCUUUCUGAUUAUCAAAAUCCAAAAAAUCACACUGCCAAAUCUAAUGAUAGUACGACAGAUGAUAAUAAUUUAUUGAGUGAUCUAGAAGAUAGCGGUAGUGAAAACGAGGGUAGUGCAACUGAAAAGUCAAAUGCAUCUGGAAGUGAAAACGAGAGUGAAAGUGUAUCUUCAAACUCUUGGCGUAAAGACACACGAGUUAUUAAAAAAGCAUUACUGAGGUUAUGUAAGGAAGUCAAAGAAGUUAAGGAAAUACAGGCAAACAUCAUAAACGAGCAAAUUAAUCGAGGGGGUCAAAAUGGAAAUCCUGAUCAAGUUGAAAUCGGUCAUGAAGGCUCUGGAGUAUUGGUUUCACGUGCACAAUGGGAAACUGCCAACUCAAGAAAUUCUUUUCAAAAUAUGGCAGUUUCGUUAGUAAGCUCAUUAUUCGAAAAUGAAGUUUUAUUAGCGAGUAACUUGAGAGGCGGAAAAAGCAGGAUUGAUAAAAAUGCUCAACGAAAACCAGGGUUGGAUGCAACCAUUAUUUCUGCGAUUACGGAAACUGUCAAAAAUAAAUUUCCGGCAGAUUACAAAAGAACUUUAUUUGGUAUGGCAAUCAACAAUCAUUUGACUGAUUUACGCCGGAAAAAUAAAGUAGCUGCUGCUGCUGUUGCUGAUGCUGCCGUUGGUGAUGAAGGACAAAACCAACAAGGAUAAUAUCAUUGCAAUUUGGGUUGCAAUGUGAUUAGUGUUAAAAUUAAAAAUGUUAUUAAUGUUAAAAUUUCUUUGUCUUAACUAUAAAAGACUUAUGUGUUGAAUUAACAGAAUUUAUAUAAAAAAAAGUGUCAAAUAAAUUCACAAAA
Molecule: messenger RNA, 1232 nt
Organism: Cotesia glomerata
Lineage: Eukaryota; Metazoa; Arthropoda; Insecta; Hymenoptera; Braconidae
Exons: 6
Coding region: 1-1086 (361 amino acids)
Molecular function (GO): DNA binding
Source: RefSeq, a predicted model, not a curated record